GAAUUUUCUAAAUAUCAAGUUUUAGAUUAACACUUAUAGAGUUAUUGAAAAAUUAUUAAUUCCAUUCUUAGUCACAUCAAUUUAAAUAUAUAGGUAUUUUAUGUAUAAUUAUUAAGUAGUUUAUUAAAUAACUUAUGCAGUUAAUAAUCAUGAAGAUAAUUUAAUUCUUAAGCCAACAUGUUAAUUGAUUUAAAUAUUUAUAUUCAAACCUUUUUUUUAUUUAUUAUGGCAUAUUUUUAAAGAACUUAAAUACUAAAAUGUUCAUAUGUUCAAUUAAAUUAUUUAUAUUUACAUUGUAGAAUGUUUCUGCUUAUUCGGCGAGUAAAACAUAACACAUGGAUUCGACAGGGUUUAAAACGUCAUUAUUGUCAGAAUUCUAUUAACAUUUCAAAAAUACGAAACAUUGGAAUUUUAGCUCAUAUAGAUGCUGGUAAAUAUUCAAAUAAGUACUUAAUGUAUGUUUAAUACUAAAAUUUGUAAAUUUUUUUUAUUUUACUUUUUAAUCUAUUAUGGGUAAGUAUAUGUCACUUGUUUACUACAACAAGGUCAUAACACAAAAAAACAUGAUUUUAUGUAGAAUGAAUUUGAAGACAAUAUUGAAAUAAAACACGUGGAUAACAAAUAAUAUUGCAAUAACUUCACAAUUGCCAUUUAAAUGCUAAUUUUGUAUGCUCAUUUAUGUCGCUCUACUAGUAUAGAGAAAAAUACUAAUACUAUCAUUAUUUGCAAACGAUUAAAAAAUGAUGAUUUUGUGUUAUGUCGUUGUAGCAAACAAGUGAUGUGAAUAUAUUUUAUAUUUUUUGAUUAAAAUUUAAAAAAUACUUAUCAAAAACUAUGAUGUUACAAAUUCACAGUUUAAAAUAUUAAUGUAUUUGCAAAGCAAAAAAACAACAAUAUAAGUGAAAAAAUAAUAUGGAAUUAUAAAUGUUUAAGUUUAUUAUAUUAUGUGAACAUUAAUUCUAUUUGAAAAUGUUAUAUAAAUUUAUAUUUUAUUCAUCCACAUAAAACUUUAAUAAGUUAGGUUAAUUAGAUAAAAUAUGAAGUUUCAAAUUUAGUUUCAGAUAUAAGUGGCUAUGUUAUGCAUAGGUAAAAUUGUGUUCUAGUCCUGUUUAAAUGUAUUAUAUCUGAUGAAGCUACAUAUUAAUGUUUGACUUAAUAUUUUGUAAAUAUUAAUUUUGUUUUAGGUAAAACAACAACAACUGAAAGAAUGUUGUUUUACUCAGGUUUAAUAUCUAACAUGGGAGAAGUACAUGAUGGUAAUACAGUAACUGAUUAUAUGGAUCAAGAAAGAAAUCGAGGUAUAACUUCUUAAUAAUUUAUUAACAAUCAUUGUUUUAUAAUAUUAAUUUAUUUACUAUAAAAAUGUAUGUAGGUAUAACAAUUACUUCUGCUGCUGUGACCAUACCAUGGAAAAAGCACAAUAUUAAUCUAGUAGAUACUCCAGGACAUAUUGAUUUUACAAUGCAAGUGGAACAGACAUUAAACAUUCUUGAUGGUGCAGUUAUUGUAUUAGACUCGUCUGCUGGUUAAAAUAUUUAAAUUAUGUACUACGUUUAUAUGGUGCAGUGAAAUGUUUUAAACUAAAACAGUUAAUUUUCAUUUACAUAGUUUAAAUUUUUUUAGAAAUCAUUAAAAUUUUGAUAAAAUUGUGUACUGUUUAAAGGAUUAGUUUAAGGAUUUCAAACUAUACUGAUUGUUUGGAAAUGGUUUAGGAUUGAAACAUAUAAAUUAGCUAAUAUUAUACCUACUAUUAAAAUAUAUAUAUUUUUUUUAUCAAAUUUUCAAUUGAUUCAUAUAUUAAAUAUAAUAUCUUUACUGAAUCCGUUAUGAAAAAUUAACUAUGAUGCUUAUUCGUUACUAAUGCAAUGUUAUAUAGGUAAUAAUUUUUGUUGAUAGCCCUGUGUACAAUAACAACUGGUAAAAUAAUAAUAAUUAUCUAUAUAAUAAAACUGUAAUACUUUAUAUUAAAGGAAAUUAUGUUAUAAUUUAUUAAUAGAUGAUUUUGUUUUUUUAAAAUUAACUCUAUUAUAUUAACCUACUAACCCUAAACAAGUUAUAGUAAGUUAUAAUAAUUUCGUUAAAAUAUUGCAAGGUGCCUUAUCAUUAAAAUUUAUUUUUUUUGUCUAUCUUACCUUUAAUGUAAUGACAAGAACAUUUCAUAUUCCACAAUUGAUUUGUGAUUCGUUGAUUAAGUUAUUAGUUAUUAAAACUGUUGUGAAUUAUUUUAAAACAUUUAACUGUACCAUGUAAAUGUAUUAAUUGUUAAACAUAUUUAAAUAUCAUAUAAAUAAUUGCACUUUAUAUUAGGAGUUGAAGCUCAAACAUUAACUGUAUGGCGUCAAGCUGAUAGGUAUGAAAUACCUCGUAUAAUUUAUGCUAACAAAAUGGACCGAUCAGAUGCUUCAUUGCCAUUGUGUAUAAAAUUACUAAAGUCAAAAUUUAAUAUCACUCCACUACAAUUACAAAUACCAAUUAGAGGUUAGUUAUUUUAAUUUAAAAUUUUACCUUUAAAGGUCACGGUUUUCCAAAUUUAGAAUUAUUUUUAAUAUUUUAAAGUUAUGAUUUUUUCAUUAAUCUAUUGUCAAAUAACCAUUUAGAGCAGACUUGUCAAACUCAAAGUAUUACUUGAUUCAAAACAUCAGUACAAAAAAAGUUGAGCUGCAAAAUAAAAUAAAUUUUAAAAUAAUUAAAUUUAUUAAGAACAAUUAAAUAUUUUUACAUUUUAUUAUUAUAUUAAUAUUAAUUUUUCAUACAAAAUUUAAAAAAACAAAUUAUACAAUUUUUCAUUUUUUUAGUAGAAGACUAUUUCCUUUCAUUAAUAAGAAUAUUUUAUCACACUGAUAAGUUCUACUAAACAUUAACAUUAUCUUCCAAGUGAAUAUCCAAGUUUCUAAACAUUUUGUUGGCAUGUAUUUAUAAAAAUUUGGUAAAUCAAUUAACCUCAUUGAAUUUUUUUAUUAAGUUUGAAUCAUUUUUAAUAUUAAUAUUAUUGGUUUUCAUUUAUACAAAAAUAUAUAAAAAAACGAUACACGUAAUAUAAUAAUAUUAAUAUGUUGGAUAUUUUUAAUUUUAAGAUAAUAAUUAACACCAUUUGAAACUUAUAGAAAAUAUAACUAUAAAUUCAAUAUAUACGGUUUUUAUUAUUUUUUUGAUUUGGGCCGCAUUUGAUUUUAUUUUUCAAUGUGCAGUAUAAAAAUAAGUUGCAGACCUCGUGUUUGACAUACUUGAUUUAGGGAGAAAUAUGAACAAUUGCUUUUAUAGACAAAAAUUAGUUCAUGAGAAUAGAAAUAAUUUUUAAAAAUAAAGUUAAUAUUUUCAUUUAAUUAACUAAUAAUUAUUUCAUAUGUUUAGAAACUAAUGGACGAUUAAUAGGUUUAAUCGAUGUAGUAAAAAAGAAUAUUUCUACUUGGCAUGGAGAAAAUGGUCAAAAAGUAAUUUGUAAACCUAUAGAAAAUAACACAAAACAAUGGGAGGCUUUAUGUAAAGUUAGAGAGUCACUUAUUGGAGAUUUAGCUGAUAUGGAUGAAACAAUAGCUAACAUUGUUUUAGAUUCAGAUGGUAUUGAUAGUAUAGAUAGUGAUAGUUUAUUAUCAGCCAUUAGACGUGUGUGUAUAUCACAAGUAUGUUGGUGAAUAAAAUUGUUUUCCAUAUUUUUAUUAUAAUGGUUAUAAUUUAUUUUAUAGAAAGGUGUUCCACUAGUUUGUGGUAGUUCCUACAAGAAUAUUGGCGUGCAAGCACUUAUGGAUGAUAUUGUAAAUUAUCUUCCAUCUCCAAAUGAUCGUAAGAAUUUAGAACCAUUUAAAGUUUUUGGAACAUCAAUGUCUGCCAGAGCUUUUAAAAUUGUUUAUGAUAAACAAAAAGGACCUGUCACAUUUUUAAGAAUAUAUUCGGGUACUUUAGAAAAGGUAGUUUUAAAAAAAUUUAAAAUAAAUGACAAUGUUAAGAAUGUUGAUUUCCUGAUAUUUUUAUUUUUGUUAUAUUUUAAUUGAUAAUUUUUAGGGCCAAAAAGUAUACAAUGCUUCUCAGUCCAAGUCAGAAAAUAUAAAUCGCGUUAUGGUUGUUUAUGCAGAUGACUAUAAAGAAGUGGCUAAUGUAAAAUCUGGAAGUAUUGUAGCUGUUACGGGGUUAAAAGUAGUUUAAUAAUGUAUAUUGUUAAAUUCAUCUGUAUUCAUAUGAUUGUAUUUAAUUCUUUAGAGCACUGUUUGCGGAGAUUUACUUUCAAGCAGUAAUAAUGUAAUUAAAAAUGCCUUAGCUAAAUUGUCAAAAUCAAAAGAAACGACCAAAGAAAAAUCAAUGGAUAUGCUUGGCGUUGAUAUGCAUAUACCAGAUCCAGUGUUUUUUCGUUCUAUUGAACCUCCGUCACAAGUAAACUAAUUUAUUCAGCAAUAAAUAGUUUUAAAAUGUUUAGAUUUUAUUGAACAGAUUAUUGGUCAUACUAAUACUAUUGAUUUAAUACAAUAUUUGGUUUAUGAACCAUACAAUCCCUUGGUUAUUUUUUUUGGUUUGGUAAGGCACAUAAUUAAAGGGCGAAAGAAAAAGAGAAAUAUCAGAAAAUAUUGAGAUACAUAAUUGAGAAUGUUGAAGUUAGUGUGUACAUAGGUGAUAUGGAAGUGUUAUAAUUCAUGGUUAUAAGGAAUCUAGGUAAGAAUGUCUAGAUAAUACUGGUUAUAAGUAGACAUUAACUAAUCACAAAUAGAUAAGUAGGCAAGUAUAAAGGAAGUAAUAUUAAUUAAUUAUUCAUUAUUAAUUAAACCUAAUAACUUUAAUUGGUUUUAGUCUUAUCAAUUGGCAUUGGAAAAUGCACUAAGUCAACUACAUAGAGAAGAUCCUAGUUUAAGAAUUCAAUAUGAUGAGGAAAAUGGCCAAACUAUUUUAGCCGGUAAUUUCAUAUAGUUGAUAUUCUUUUAUAUAUUUAAGAUUAUAUUUCAUUUAUUUUUAGAUUAGGCAUGGGUGAAUUGCAUUUAGAAGUAAUUGGUGAACGAAUUAAGACUGAAUUUAAAAUUGAUGUUGACCUUGGCCGUCCACAAAUUUCUUAUAAAGAAGGACUAAUUUCUGAAGCAAAAGAGAGUUAUCAAUAUAAUCUAAAAAUUGGUAAAUCUUAAUUAUUAAUUUAUUACAAUAUUUAAAAAUAUAUAUAUAUACAAACUAACAAGGUCACUAAUUAAAUCUUGUGAAGAUAUAAAAUAUUUAAAUAUACUGAAAUCUUUCACGAGUAAAAUCACAGCAAAUUAAAAAUAAUUGUAUAAAAUAAGCAUAAUUAAUAUUAUAUAAUAUAUUAUAGAUUUUUAAUAAGUUUUUUAAAUUUUUUGUUUAUUUACCAAAUAGAAUAAUUUAAGGCAUUUUUAAAAAUGUAAAAAUGUUGGUUAAUUUUAAACAAUUGAUGUUAUCUAAAAUAAUAAUAAUAUCACUAAAAUAACAAGUUUACUUAACAUUUUAUCUUGUUUGCUUAUAAUUUUAUUAUGAUAUUUAAAAUAUAAAAACUAUGUAGUUGGAUACCCUAUACACCCAAUUAUAAAAGGAUGUGUAUGGUAGUAUUUUAUUUUAUGUUUGGGUUUUUUUAUAGAGGAGAAGGGGGUUAUGAUAAAGAUCUUAAAAUCAUAGCUACAAUUAAUUUAAAUUUAAAACAAUGUAUAUCACACUAAUAAUGUUGUGGUAAACAUUUUGUUUUAAUAAUAAUAAUAUUACUAAUUUAUUGCAACAAUAAUAAUCUACAUUUUUUUAAAGAUAUUUAUUAGUUAACAAUAUUUCAGCAACCCCAAAAAGCAAAGCUUGUGUUAGGGGAGCAGUUCUUAAAUAAUAUAUAUAAUAAAUUAAAAUAUUAUAGAAACAAUGAUAUAUGUAGCUCAAAUAAAUUUAGCUAGACAAAAUUAGUAUAGACCAGGAAAGAAAAUCAAAAUUCUAAUAUUAAAAUUUUAGAACUGUAAAUCUACACUACCCUAAAUAUUUCUGAUAUAACCUGGAAUACUUAUAGAUUUAAGUAAGCAUAUUGUUAAGUAUAUUCUAAUAAAAAAUAACCUAUUAAACUGCUUUACCUUCUACAUAAUCUUAUGAGUGUUUUAAGUAUUUUGUCAUAUUUAUUAUUAUUAUUUUACUAGUUAUUCAGUAUUUUAUUUUUAUUUUUAAUUAGCCUAGCUAUGAAUACCACAUUCUACUAUAAAAGGGCUACCCCCAUUUAUAAAAUAAACAAUAUCAUCAAAAUAACAUAGAAGUAUGUAUCAUUAAGAACAAAAAUGGUAUUAUUUUUUAACACCAAAUGAGGUACAUAUGAUAAAAACAAAUUAUUACAAAGGAAUUAAAUAAAAAAUAAUAAUGACAUUUUUUAAUAUUAACUAAAAUCAAAUACAGGUUAAAUCUAAAUGUUUGAUAUAUUUUUUUUAUAUUUAAUUAAACUAUUCAAAUUAUUUAUAUUAAUAUUUAAUGAAAUGCAUAAAGUCCAGACAAAUGAUUAAUAUAAGUUCUUCUCUGUUUUUUUUUUCAUUUGAUACACCAUAAAAAUAAAAAGGAUUGUACUUGGGCUAAAUCCUUUUACAUUAGUAUGUAUAUACAUAUAUGUAUGUAAAAAAUUGUAUGUCUAUGAUGAUUAACAAAAUAUAAAUACCUGUUCCAUUUUAACCUAUUCAAUUACACCAAAAUAUUUUUAUUUUUUGUACUCUAUUAAGAGUAAUGCAUUUUGAGAAACAUAUAGAAUUUAAAUUAGGUAGUUUUAAAUUUUAAUAAAUUAACUAUUAAUUAUUAUUAUUUAAAAUGUUAUUAGACUUGUAACAUAAAUUAUUAAAAUUGUUUUUCGAUAAUAAUAUGGUAUAUCAUUUGAAAAUUAAAUAAUUUGGUAAAAAUAUUUAUUUUUAUUUGUGAAAGAUCAUUAAGAAAAAGUAAUAGAGGACUUAGUACUGUGUCUUGGGGAACUUCACAAGAUAUAUCUAGAGCUUACCAUACAUAUUAUCAAUUUUAAUUCUUCGAGUUUUAAAAAUACAAUACAUUAUUCUGGCAUAAUGUAAAUGUAUAAAUUAUAAUUAAUAUUUAAAUUUAAUAAAUAAGGUUGUCUGUUUUCUACGUACAAUUUAAAAUUAUUUAUAAUAUGUAUUAUGGUUUUUCUUGAAUAAUCCUUAUAUAUUUUUAAACUAAUUGCAUUGUGUUUUUAAUUUGAAGGUACAACUCUACACAGUGUUUAUGUAGUGAUGUCAAUAUUAAACGAUACACCUGAUAAAAAACUAUUAUCAUUGGACUGUAGCCCAGAUAAUGCAUCUAAUACAGCAGCUAUACAGUUAAAUCGAUUAAGCAUUAUAACAUCAACUGUGAAAGAUGCUUUAGCACAUGGUCCUAAACUUGGAUGUCCUGUUAGUUAUUAAAUAAUUAAUGUAUUCUAAUUUUAAUUAAAUAAACAUACAUGGAAGUAUUCAAAUUUUAUAAUAUAAAAAUAUCAAAGAUUAAGAAAGAAUUCAAAGUUGCCAUUUUUGUCUUACAAAAUUUGAAUGUGCUUUUUUAUUUAAUCUGAACUGUGUGUGAAAGUGUAUGGACUUAGUUUAGUCAAAAAAUAAUUUAAAGAGUGACAAUUAUGUGAAUGUAAACAUUGCUAUGACAAAAUGUCUAAUAUAAUUAUUUAAAAAGAUCAAUCGGUUCAAAUUUGUUCAAAAUAACUGAAUCAAUGAUUGUAGAAAUGCCACGAGUCACACAUUUUAAAAAUCUUCUCUUCAAAUAUUUAAAGUUUAUAAUAAACACACAUUAAAUAAUUUUUACACAGAUAUUAUAUAUAAUCAGUAUGUGAUGUAUUUUCAAAAUUAUUUAUACAAAUAUUAUAGUUUUUAUCAAAUACCAAGUUUUAAAAAAAUUGACUCGUGACGUUUCUGUAAUCAUCGAUUCAACUGUAGUAAGGUGUAAUUUUUAAAUUAAAUAUAUCAAUAAUAAAUAAAUGUAUCUAAUGUAGCAAAAAUGCUAUAUAUUUUAAAAAUUAACUAAUAAUAUUUGUUUUACUGUUUUAUUUAAGGUAGUCAAUGUUCGCUUUUUACUUCAUUGGUUAGAAGUUAGUAAAGGAACAUCAGAUACUGUUUUAAGUUCAGCUAUAAAUCAUUGUGUUCAAAAAGUAUGUAUUAUUCAAAUGUUAAAUGUAUGAUGUGAUAAUAUGUUAUGUAUUCACAUAUAAAUUAAAUAUGUUAAUUUAAAUUUGUGUAUUAUUUAAAAUAGUUGCUGAAAUCUGCUAAUACAAUUUUACUUGAACCUAUUAUGAAAGUAGAAGUUGUAACAGAUGAAAAUAAUUCGUCUUCAGUACUUUCUGAUUUUGGUAGAAGAAGAGGAACAGUCCAAAGUAUUACAACUAGAUCAAACAAUCUGGUUAGCAUUUCUAUUACGUUAUAUAUUAUGUAUUAUAUAUAUUUCUAUAUGAUAUUUAUUUUUAUUAAUACUGUUUAAUGGAUUUCUUAGGUAAUAAAUGCACUCGUCCCUUUAGCAGAUUUAUUAGGAUAUUCAAAGGAUCUCAGAACUUUUACAUCAGGCACUGCAACAUUCUCAAUGGAAUUUCAUUCUUAUGAAGUUGUAUCUUCUAAAGAUGAAUUAGAAGCUAUUAAAAAUAUUACUGGCUUUUAUCCCUAUUAAUUGUGUAUAGUAUUAAAAACUUUAAAGAAUUAAAAUAUUUGUUUUUUGUAGCCGAUGGUUGACUAUUACUUAUCAAUUAACCUAAAGUAAUAUGUAAUAUUUAAAAUUAGUAAUGCAUCUUUUGUUUACCCUAAAACCAAUUGUUGUUUUUAUUUAAUUUAUUAAUAAUUAUAUUUUCAAUGCUUCUGUUAAAUUAUGUAAAAGAGUAACAAAAAUUCUAAGUACUUCAUCCUGCAAGUCCUAGUUAUAGUUAAAUGAUUUUAAUAAGGCCUUCCACUUGAACUGAAGUAUACAGGGUCUAGUGUCAGUUGUUACAAAUAAUAUAAAUUAAACAUUUUACUGUAUAGUAGGUAACCUACCAACUUAUAUAAAUUAUCUUAAACCAUUAAUAAAUUUUAUUUUAUUAAUAAUAUUUAUUUUAUUUAAUAAAUAAAUAAGAUAUAUAGCUCAUAGAAAUAAUUUAAUUUAAGUACUCUUAAAAAAUUCAUAAACAUAUUAAAGAAGAAAUAAAACACAACUAUAAAUAUAUUUUUGAAAUAUUAAAGACCUAUCCUAAGUAACAUUUACAUUAGUUCAGUUUUAAGAAAAUUACACAUACACAAAGAAAUAAAGAAAAAUAAUGUUAAUAAUAUUUUUAAUGUACAAAGUUAUAUACCAAUUUUAAAAAUAAUAUCUUAUGUCAAUACAUUUUAGAUAAUAUAUAAUAAACAAAUAGUUUAUAUUUCUUAACAUAUGUAUGUCUAAUAAUAACUCAUUUUAAAUAAUCUCUCCUAUUAAAAUUAAAAUAUUUCUAUGUAAAAUUACCAAUUUGUAUAGUUUUUUCUUUAUGUAUUGUUUUCAUAUUCAGUCACG
This is a messenger RNA of Cinara cedri, 9438 nucleotides long. NCBI's taxonomy places the organism in Eukaryota, Metazoa, Arthropoda, Insecta, Hemiptera, Aphididae. The record is from the annotation of a GenBank genome assembly.